Messenger RNA from Anolis sagrei ordinatus, 2903 nucleotides. The record is from RefSeq and is a predicted model, not a curated record. NCBI's taxonomy places the organism in Eukaryota, Metazoa, Chordata, Lepidosauria, Squamata, Anolidae.
UGCCCGGCUGGGAGAAGGGAGUUUGCACCUUUGGCACCCUCCUCUUCCUUCUCCUUCCUCUCCUUCAGAGGUGAUGUGAUGGUUGGCUGAGAAUUUGGGAGUAGAGCCUGUUGAGGGAUUUCUUUCCCUUGAAAGAAGAGGGAGGAAGAGCUUCUUGGAUCCAGUUUGGUUCUUCAUCAGAGUGGUUCUAACAUGGAGAGACCCAACUCACCUGGGCCUGAAGUAGGCAUGGCCGCUGGAUGCAGUGGGGAAUCCUGGAAAAGAACUAUGCAGACAUUCCUGAGUGUGGACCUUUAUAACUCAGACACACAGCUCCAGCGCUUCAGGCAUUCCUCCUUCCGAGAGGGCGAGGGACCCAGAGAGGUUUGCAGCCGCCUCCACUCUCUCUGCCGCCAGUGGCUGAAGCCAGAGCAACACACCAAGGCAGAGAUGCUGGACCUGGUGAUCCUGGAGCAGUUCCUGAGCAUCCUGCCCCCAGAGAUGGGGAGCUGGGUCCGAGAGUGUGGGGCAGAGACCUCUUCCCAGGCGGUGGCCCUGGCGGAAGGCUUCCUCCUGAGUCGGGCAGAGGACGAGAAGCAGGAAGGACAGAUCCCAAAUAACUGCAUGGAAGUCCAGUCUAAUGCCUCUGCAUGCGAGAAAUCUCCAUCAAACACCAGUCAGAGUCUUAGGCAGAAGGAGCUAAAUCAGGAAGGAGAUGAGGCUGCAGCUUUGCAGGGGGCUGGAAUGAUGUUGUGGCCAAAUCCUCAGUUGUUUCUUCUCCUUUGUGAUGGAGUGCAACUGAAUCAGGGCCCAAUCGCCUUUGAGGACGUGGCUGUCCAUUUCUCCCCGGAGGAGUGGGUUCUCCUGAGUCCUGAUCAGAAAGCCUUGCACAUGCAGAUCAUGGAGGAGAUUCAUGGGAUGGUGGACUCUCUUGAUCACUGGAAGAAGAGCAAUGUAUGCACCAAACACAAGAAAUAUUUUGUGCACAGUGGGGGCCUUCCAAGACACAAGCAAGACCACAGAGAAGAUGGAGGAUCUGCCAAAGAAAGACCCUACAAAUGCAAUGUAUGUGGGCAAUGCUUUACCAAAAUGUUGGCACUUGUGCUUCACAAGACACUCCAUGCUGAGAACAGCCAUCUUAAAACAAACAUAUCAGAAAAAUGUGUUGCUGAUUACAAAUUGCCACAUCUGAGCCAAGAAGAAAUAUUUGAAGGAACUGAUGAUUUCAUAAGCCAGGAGUGUGGCAAAUCUUUUAUCCAGAGUUCACACUUGGUGAUACAUGAGGGAUUUCACACAGGACAAGAACCAUACAGAUGCCAGGAGUAUGGCAAAUGUUUUGCUUCCAGUUCAGACUUGGUGAGGCACAAAAUACUUCAUACAGGAAAGAAGCUACACAAAUGCCAGGAGUGUGGGAAGUGUUUUGCUCGCAGUUCACAACUAGUGAGCCACAAAAGACUCCACACAGGAGAGAAGCCAUACCAAUGCCAGGAAUGUGGGAAAUGUUUUACUGACAGUUCACACUUGGUGAGGCACAAAAGGCUUCACACAGGAGAGAAGCCAUACCAAUGCCAGGAGUGUGGGAAAUGUUUUGCUGACAGUUCAGACAUGGUGAGGCACAAAAGACUUCACACAGGGGAGAAGCCACACAAAUGCCAGGAGUGUGGGAAAUGUUUUACAGACAGUUCACACUUGGUGAGGCACAAAAGACUUCACACAGGAGAAAAGCCACACCAAUGCCAGGAAUGUGGGAAAUGUUUUGCUCACAAUUCACACUUGGUGAGGCACAAAAGACUUCACACAGGAGAGAAGCCCUACCAAUGCCAGGAGUGUGGGAAAUGUUUUGCUCGCAGUUCACACUUGGUGAGGCACAAAAUUCUUCACACAGGAGAGAAGCCAUACCAAUGCCAGGAGUGUGGGAAAUGUUUUGCUUACAGUUCAGACUUGGUGAGGCACAAAAGAGUCCACACAGGAGAGAAGCCGUACCAAUGCCAGGAGUGUGGUGAUUGCUUUGCUGAGAGUUCACACCUGGUGAGGCACAAAAGACUCCACACAGGAGGGAAGCCUCACCAAUGCCAGGAGUGUGGUGAUUGCUUUGCUCAGAGUUCACACCUGGUUAGCCACAAAAUACUUCACACAGAAGAGAAGCCAUACCAAUGCCAGGAGUAUGAGAAAUGUUUUGCACAGAAUGCACACUUUAUAGACCUUUGGAGACCCCACACAGGAGAGAAACCAUAGAAAUGCCAAGAGUUUUAGAAAUGUUUUCUUUGCAAGUCAUCACUACUGAGACACCGGAGCAUCCACACCGGAGAAAAACCAUACAGAUGCCCAGAUUGUGAGAAAUGUUUUUCCUACAGUUCACACUUUGUGAAGCACAAAAGACUUAACACAGGAGAGAAGCCACACAAACGGCAAGAGUGUGGAAUACAUUUUGUUCAAAAUUCAUUCCUUGUGAGCCACCAGAGAGUUCACACAGGAGAAAAACCAUACAGAUGCACAGAUUGUGGAAAAUGUUUUACUCAGACUUCAUCUCUUAUCAAACACCAGAGAAUACACGUGGACUAAAAAACAUACCAAAGCCAGGAGUGUGGGAAAUGUUUUGUUUGAAGUUCAUACCUUUUGAACUAUUGCAGACUAUGUACAGGAGAGAAAUCAUCCAAAGAGCUUGAACAAAACUAAAAAAAAAAUGAAUUGCAACAGGCAGGCAUGUAGCCAGGGGGAGGGGGGGGCUAUAGGGGCUUCAGCCCCCCCCCCCCGAAAUUCUCAUGCUGGUCUGCGAGAAGGCCUUACUGGUACAUUAUUUAAUCUGUUAUGUUUAUUAAUAUCAUGAUCUGAUCACCAUUCUCAAUAUAUCCCAUAUGCAUGGGGGUAUUGGGGUCACGAUUCAAAAGGUUUGCUAGGGUAGACCCUCUUUCACCCAGACUCAG